Paramecium tetraurelia is the source of this 1557-nucleotide messenger RNA. RefSeq lists its product as uncharacterized. The record is from RefSeq and is a predicted model, not a curated record. NCBI's taxonomy places the organism in Eukaryota, Ciliophora, Oligohymenophorea, Peniculida, Parameciidae. Gene Ontology annotation, molecular function: ATP binding; protein serine/threonine kinase activity. Gene Ontology annotation, cellular component: autophagosome; cytoplasm. Gene Ontology annotation, biological process: peptidyl-serine phosphorylation; autophagosome organization; protein autophosphorylation. The transcript is spliced from 4 exons.
AUGAGUCAAUUGAAUAGGAGUGUUAAACAGAUCGGCCAGUACUAAUAUAAUGAGAGACACUGCUUGGGAGAAGGAGCCUAUGGCAAAGUGUUCUAAGGAACGGAUAUCAAGACGAAUGAAAUUGUUGCUAUCAAGAAAAUGGAUUUGGCCCUUUUUGAAAGAGAUACCUAUUUAAGGAAUCAAAUAGUCAGUGAAAUUGAGAUCCUCAAGAAAUUCAAUCAUCCUAAUAUUGUGCGAUUUAUUGAUCUCAUUACAACUCAAAGAUCUUUAUAUAUAAUUACAGAGCUAUGCAAGGAUGGGGAUUUAAAAGAGUUCAUCUAAAAGAAAAGAAUAUCUGAAUAAGAAACUUAAGGAAUUAUGUUAUAAAUCAUAAAUGGAUUCAAAGAACUGGUUAAGUAAGGAGUAAUUCACAGGGAUUUAAAACCUGCCAACAUCCUCAAUCACGAAGGUAUUGUGAAGAUAGCAGAUGCACUUUUAGAUUUCGGAUUUGCAAAAUACGUUGAUAAUUAUACAUCCUAAUUACUUAGAUCGUGUGUUGGAUCUCCUUUGUACAUGGCUCCCUAAAUUCUAUAAAGGAAAACCUAUUCAACAAAAUGUGAUAUCUGGUCCAUCGGAGUCAUCUUUUACGAAAUGGUGUUCCACGAUGUUCCCUGGAAAGGAAGAGACGAAUAAGAUUUAUUAAAAAACAUUUUAAUGAAGCCUUUGGUCUUUAAGCAUAAUGGCAUUACAGAUUUCACAAGGGAAUUUUUGACCAAAGCAUUAAUUGUGGAAGAAUCUGAAAGGAUUUAAUGGGAUCAAGUCUUUUAGAUGUUUGAAAGCAUGGAAAAAGGCUUGGUUUCUAAUAAUCCAACCUUACAGAAAUUGUACAAUGACUAAAACAUUAGUUGGAUGUAAAAGUAAUCAUAAAAAAUGACAGGAGAUCAAUUGUGUAAAUAAUUGGUCUUUUUGUAGUAAAUGAAGUAGGAUAUUGGUUUUCGUCAUUUUGUUAAUUUAGAAUUAUAUCAAAAAUUAGAUUAAUUGAAAAGAAUAUUUAGGACAGAUUAAUCAAUUGAAGAAUGCAUUCUCCUAUUAUCAAGACUUGUGUUGGCUUAUAGUUAUCUAUUGGUGUAAUUGAUUGAAGAAACUUGUGAUUCUGGAGAGGAUAUGUUGAUUAAGGGAACCAAAUGGAAUAUAUUGAAUUAUACAAAAAAUGAAUAAGAAUAUUAUAAGAUCUUUUUCACGAAUUGCAAGGAUGCUUUUUUGAAAGAUCAAAGUCAAUGCGAUGCAGAGGUCAAUGAUGUUGAAAGAAAUAAAUUAGAGGAAAACUUAACUAAUAAGAUCAUUAAAAUUAUUGGAGAUAGUUUUGAUGAUUUAAAAAAGAAGGCUGCUGAAGAUACUCAUUAUGCUUCACUAAUAGCAAUUGAAUUGUUAUUAGAUUAAUAAAUUAUUCAUAAAAAUAUUGUUAAAAUUACAGAAAUUGAAGUUUAGUAAAUAUUGGCAGAAAAACAAUAAAAGGAUGAUUGGAGGAAGAUAUUGGAAAGGAUAACCAGCAAAUGGAGAUAAUUGUAAAAGUUGUGA